AUGACUAUUUCUAUCGAAGACACCGUUGACUAUGGACGCCCCAUGAAGGUCAUCGUCAUUGGCGCUGGUAUUUCGGGUAUCCUUGCCUCCAUCCGAUUCCCGCGUCGGAUUCCAAACCUCGAUCUCGUCGUCUAUGAGAAGAACUCGGAGGUUGGUGGAACUUGGUUUGAAAACCAUUAUCCCGGUGCUGCAUGCGAUAUUCCCGCUCAUGUUUACCAAGCUACAUUCGAGCCGAACCCGAACUGGUCCAAAUUUUAUGCUUCCAGUCAAGAAAUUCUCCGGUAUUGGAAGGGCAUUGUUGCAAAGUACGACGUGGAAAAGUAUAUGAAGCUGAGUCACAAAGUCAUUGAGGCUCGGUUCAACGACGCUGAAUCGAAGUGGCAUGUUAAGAUUGAAAACUGCCUUACCGGAGCCGUGAUCGAGGACACAUGUGAUGUUCUCUACGGAUGUCUCGGCGCUCUGAAUGAUUGGAAAUGGCCGGAGAUUCCAGGUCUAUCCAGCUUUAAGGGCAAGCUUGUCCACAGUGCUGCAUGGGAUGAUAAUAUGAAUGUGGAGGGCCUUUCCGUUGCAGUAAUUGGCCUUGGUUCUAGCGCCAUUCAAAUCGUGCCCGCUCUUCAGUCUAAGGGAGAAGUACGGAAACACACCGACACCGAGUCCAAUUUCCAAUUCACGCAGGAGGAGAUUGAAGAAUUCAACAAGCAUCCCGAGACUCUCCUAGAGUAUCGCAAAAGACUCGACAGCGAGGUUUCAACGAUGACAAAGUUCCUUCUACGUGGCGAGCUUUCUGAUCGGGCUACUGCCGACUUCACUAAGCAUAUGACCGAAAAGCUGGCAAAGAUGCCUGAGAUCCUCAAGAGCAUCAUCCCAUCCUUUGCCCCAGGCUGCAGACGUAUUACACCUGGACCAGGCUUCCUUGAGGCUGUCACCAAGCACAACGUAUCUUUUAUUUCGCAGCCAAUUUCGAAGGUCACCGAAGACGGAAUUGUCACCGUGGAUGGCAAUCUGCGCAAGGUAGAUGUCAUCAUCUGUGCCACCGGAUUUGACACGUCGUUUUCCGGACGAUUCCCAAUUUAUGGGAGUGGCAACCUAGACCUCAGCGCCAAGUGGAAAGAAUACCCCGAAACGUACCUCAGCAUGAGCACCCACGGGGUUCCCAACUACUUCGUUGCCCAUGGUCCAAAUUCGGGUGUUGGGGCGGGAUCCAUCGUGAUUGUGCUCGAACGCACCUGUGAUUAUGUUUCUGCGGUUAUUGCUAAGAUGCAAAAAGAUCGCAUAGCGACUAUACAGCCCCGCCAGGUCUCCUGCGACAUUUUCAAAGCUUCUUGUGAAGAAUUCUUCAAGAAAACGGUGUUUUCCAUGUCCUGCCGAUCAUGGUACAAACGCGGCGCCGAGGAUGGUCCAGUCACUGCCCUCUGGCCCGGAUCCUCCCUCCAUUUUGCCAAGGUCCUAGAGACGCCGCGGUUCGAAGACUAUGAAUACACAUACGUUAGUGAACAAAUAAGUCCUUGGAUGGGCAAUGGGUUCACCAUGGCCGAGCUAGAUUCCUCGGUUUCGGCAUCAGACUAUCUUAACCCGGAAAACAUCGACUAUCCUUCGGUCCCGUACAAGGCUUAA
This is a messenger RNA of Penicillium nucicola, 1614 nucleotides long. Its product is annotated as flavin-containing monooxygenase. NCBI's taxonomy places the organism in Eukaryota, Fungi, Ascomycota, Eurotiomycetes, Eurotiales, Aspergillaceae. The transcript has 3 exons. The record is from RefSeq and is a predicted model, not a curated record. The coding region runs from base 1 to 1614 and encodes 537 amino acids.